AUGGCCCAACGGUUUCUCUUCCUCCUCUCCCUCCUCACCUACUUCACUGGUGCCUGGGGCCAGUUCACCAUGACUCAACCACCUUCUCUGUCAGAAUCCCCUAGAGGAACAGUCAGGAUCACCUGUACCAGGGCAGCGGGUAGCAUUUCUGACUAUUAUGUGAGCUGGUAUCAGCAGAAACCUGGCACUAAACCAGUACUAGUGAUCUAUAAAGAUACUGAGAGACCUUCUGGAAUCCCUGAGCGAUUUUCUGCUUCUGUCGAUUCUUCCUCCAAUUCAGCCACCUUGUCCAUCUCCAACGUCCAACCAGAAGACGAGGCUGACUAUUACU
Messenger RNA from Pseudonaja textilis, 331 nucleotides. The record is from RefSeq and is a predicted model, not a curated record. NCBI's taxonomy places the organism in Eukaryota, Metazoa, Chordata, Lepidosauria, Squamata, Elapidae.